AUGCAGCGUGCUUUUGCUUCCACACCCCGAGCCCUUGCUCGCUCAUCACGAGUGAGCUCUGGUUCGCUCAUUCAACAACGAUUCGCGCACAAGGAACUCAAGUUCGGUGUUGAGGGACGAGCAGCUCUCUUGCAGGGUGUAGACACUCUCGCCAGAGCUGUAGCCACAACUCUCGGUCCUAAGGGUCGCAAUGUCUUGAUCGAGUCAAGUUAUGGGUCGCCUAAGAUCACUAAGGACGGUGUCACUGUCGCCAAGGCCAUCACACUCAAGGACAAAUUCGAGAACCUCGGUGCGAGGUUAUUACAGGAUGUCGCCAACAAGACCAACGAGGUUGCUGGUGACGGUACCACUUCCGCCACCGUCCUUGCACACGCCAUUUUCUCCGAGACCGUGAAGAACGUCGCUGCAGGCUGCAACCCGAUGGAUUUGCGCCGCGGUACCCAGGCAGCGGUCGAGGCUGUCAUCCGCUACCUACAGGCCAACAAGCGCGACAUCACCACCUCCGCAGAAAUCAGCCAGGUUGCAACCAUCUCUGCGAACGGCGAUACUCACAUCGGCGAGAUGCUUGCUAGCGCGAUGGAGAAGGUCGGAAAGGAGGGUGUUAUCACUGUGAAGGAGGGCAAGACCAUCUCCGAUGAGUUGGAGGUCACAGAGGGUAUGAAGUUUGACCGAGGGUUUAUCUCUCCCUACUUCAUCACGGAUACCAAGUCGCAAAAGGUGGAGUUUGAGAAGCCUUUGAUCCUUCUCUCUGAGAAGAAGAUCUCGGCUGUGCAAGACAUCGUGCCCGCGCUUGAGGCAUCUCAACAACUGAGGAGACCGCUUGUCAUUAUUGCCGAGGACAUUGAUGGAGAGGCGCUAGCUGUCUGCAUCUUGAACAAGUUGCGUGGUCAGCUCCAAGUCGCUGCUGUCAAGGCUCCCGGCUUCGGUGACAACCGCAAGAGCAUCCUUGGCGACAUUGCGGUCCUAACAAACGGUACCGUCUUCACCGAUGAGCUUGACAUCAAGCUUGAGAAGGCCACUGCAGAGAUGCUCGGCUCCACCGGGUCCAUCACCAUCACAAAGGAGGACACUGUCAUCCUCAACGGAGAGGGCACUAAGGACAUGGUCGCACAACGAUGCGAACAGAUUCGUGGCGUCAUUGCCGACGCUACCACCAGCGAUUACGAGAAGGAGAAGCUUCAGGAGCGUCUCGCCAAGCUCUCAGGUGGUGUUGCCGUCAUCAGGGUCGGCGGUGCCUCCGAAGUUGAGGUCGGUGAGAAGAAGGACCGCAUGGUCGAUGCCUUGAACGCGACUCGUGCUGCUGUCGAGGAAGGCAUCCUUCCCGGUGGUGGUACCGCUCUUCUCAAGGCUGCUGCCAACGCCCUCAAUGACUUGAAGCCAGCGAACUUCGACCAGCAGCUGGGUAUUACCAUUGUCAAGAACGCCAUUACCCGACCUGCACGCAAGAUUGUCGAGAACGCUGGCUCGGAAGGCUCCGUCAUCGUUGGCAAGCUUAUGGACGAGUUCGGCAGCGACUUCAACAAGGGAUACGACAGCGCCAAGGGCGAAUUCACCGACAUGAUCGCUGCUGGUAUCCUGGAUCCUUUCAAGGUCGUUCGAACUGGUCUCUCCGAUGCCUCUGGAGUUGCUUCGCUGCUCGGAACCACUGAAGUCGCCAUUGUCGAGGCGUCUGAAGAGAAGGGCCCACCAGCUGGCAUGAACCCCAUGGCCGGAAUGGGCGGCGGCAUGGGCUUCUAA
This is a messenger RNA of Dissoconium aciculare CBS 342.82, 1737 nucleotides long. RefSeq names its product chaperonin GroL. Gene Ontology annotation, biological process: mitochondrial unfolded protein response; protein import into mitochondrial intermembrane space; apoptotic mitochondrial changes. Gene Ontology annotation, molecular function: ATP-dependent protein folding chaperone; ATP binding; protein-folding chaperone binding. Gene Ontology annotation, cellular component: mitochondrial matrix; mitochondrial inner membrane. The transcript is spliced from 2 exons. The coding region runs from base 1 to 1737 and encodes 578 amino acids. The record is from RefSeq and is a predicted model, not a curated record. NCBI's taxonomy places the organism in Eukaryota, Fungi, Ascomycota, Dothideomycetes, Mycosphaerellales, Dissoconiaceae.